Myotis daubentonii (Daubenton's bat) is the source of this 1154-nucleotide messenger RNA. Its product is annotated as SUMO-conjugating enzyme UBC9-like. The coding region runs from base 1 to 567 and encodes 188 amino acids. The record is from RefSeq and is a predicted model, not a curated record. The transcript has a single exon. Lineage: Eukaryota; Metazoa; Chordata; Mammalia; Chiroptera; Vespertilionidae.
AUGGGAGACAAAGGAAGUGCCGAGCCGCCUCCGUCGCCGCCACUUCAUCCGCCUCGCUCGCCAGGCCGUGGCCGCCCUAGGACUUUGAGUUUGUCGGGGACCACCCUCAGCAGACUCGCCCAGGAGAGGAAAGCUUGGAGAAAAGACCACCCAUUUGGUUUUGUAGCUGUCCCCACAAAAAACCCCGACGGCACGAUGAACCUCAUGAACUGGGAGUGUGCCAUUCCAGGGGAAAGAGGGACCCCUUGGGAAGGAGGCUUGUUUAAGCGACGCAUGCUCUUCAAAGAUGACUAUCCAUCCUCACCUCCGAAAUGCAAAUUUGAACCACCAUUAUUCCACCCGCACAUGUACCCUUCGGGCACUGUGUGCUUGCCCAUCCUCGAGGAAGACCAGGCCUGGAGGCCAGCCAUCACAAUUAAGCAGAUCUUAUUAGGAAUACAGGAACUUCUAAAUGAACCAAAUAUUCAAGAUCCAGCGCAAGCAGAGGCCUACACAAUUUACUGCCAAAACAGAGUGGAAUAUGAGAAAAGGGUUCGAGCACAAGCCAAGAAGUUUGCACCCUCAUAAGCAGCGACCUGCGGCAACAUCAAAAGGAAGGGAUUGGUUUGGCAAGAACUUGUUUACAACAUUUGCAGAUCUAGCGUUGCUCUAUACAAUGACUAGUCACCUGGGGGAGGUGGGCGGGCGCCAUUUCCCAUUCCCGCCACUGGUACACAGUUCUCCACUUGCUGAAUUGCCCAGUUUUUCAUACAGGGUCUCUUCCUUCAGUCUUUUGUAUUUUGAUUGUUAUGUAAAACUUGCUUUUAUUUUAAUAUUGAUGUCAGUAUUUCAAAUGCUGUAAAAUGAUAAACUUUUAUACUUCUAUGAGUCCCUGAGGAGCUAGUUCCCUUUGCUCGCGGGUGCAGGCAUGCUUCCCCUGUCAGAGCUACACUACCCUCCAGCUGGCUGUAUGGAAAGGAAAUCGGCCCGUCCCCUUCCCUCGCGCCUCUGUCCUUCUCUCCGCAGAACCUGGGUUGUGUUGCUAUGAGCCUCAGAUCCAAAGUCAGCCAGCCUCUUGUUUUCGCAUCACUUCCUUUGUGUUUAUAUGGCGUUUUGUCUGUGUUGCUGUUUAGAGUAAAUAAACUGUUUAUAUAUAUAAAAAAAAAUAAUAAUAA